UGAUGGCUGAAGUCGCAGCACUGUUGCCUUGGGCUGAUGCUAUCAAUCGUGCAUUCCCAUAUGCGCUGACAGAUGGUCAGCUUGCACCAGCUGCGAGCACCCUGCCCUGCCCCACUCCUGCGAGCGCUGGUGCUGAUGCGAGCUUGCAAGAUGCAAUUGUCCAGAGUGUGGGCACAAGGCUCGUCAACAUUGUCCAAGGUGCCCUCCUCCAGCCGAGUACAGUUCAGGUUGGGCUACCCGAGGCCGAGCCCCAGGAUGCGGGCACCUCUGCUGGGUGUACACCAGAAGAACCUGCACCAGCCACGGAGACGAGCACCAAGAGGAUGCGAGUUCUCAAGCUUGGGAAUGGCACAUUGCUGCAAGUGGCUGACGACGAAAUCCCAGACCCACCUGCCAUCAGUUUUGUCAACGACAUCCCUCGGCUCAAUGGAAUGUGGGAUGAUCGCACGGAGCACUGGCAGGGCACGUCCAUCAUCAACAUACAAGGCCACCCUGAUUGCAAUCGACAAUGGAAAGGUACGAAAAACAAGUGGACUGACUGGCGUGACAUCGUUGAGCGGUACCGACGAGGCACCCCAGAACAGUUCUGGGCCAGGUUCAGGGCUGCCAAUGGUGAGCCUCUGAAGUUCACUGCCAUUGUUCACAGGCUUCGCGAAGAGCGCAAGGAAGCAAACUUUGCACUUGUGGAGCGUGCUCGCGAGGAAUAUCGCUCAGACUUUUUCUUUACUUACCGAAAAGGAGGUGAGGAGCACACCAUGACGAGGCCAUCUGCGAUUGCAAAGAAAUAUAAGGAACUC
Molecule: messenger RNA, 797 nt
Organism: Suillus discolor
Lineage: Eukaryota; Fungi; Basidiomycota; Agaricomycetes; Boletales; Suillaceae
Exons: 4
Source: RefSeq, a predicted model, not a curated record